Messenger RNA from Suillus clintonianus, 721 nucleotides. RefSeq lists its product as uncharacterized. The record is from RefSeq and is a predicted model, not a curated record. Lineage: Eukaryota; Fungi; Basidiomycota; Agaricomycetes; Boletales; Suillaceae. Bases 161 to 523 code for a protein of 120 amino acids. The transcript has 3 exons.
CACAGUCUAAAAAGUCUAGCUAGAGAGCUUGAUUUUUCAAUGCUGUCCACAGUGGGAGUAACUGAGUAAUACACAUUUAUCGACUUCUUCCCAUCGUCUCCUGUCCUGCUCGUCUCGUCAAUUGGGAGAACUGGCUUAGUUUUCAUUUCUGAACAUUCAAAUGGCACCUUUCGUAGCACCUGGAGAGCCUCACGAAGGCAAUAAGCCAGAGCCAUUGGGAAACUUUGCCCUGAUAUUCAUCCUCACCACUUCGACGUUGUGUUUGCUUUACUUGCUUUGGCGUCGUGCAAGUGCCUUGCGUGCAGUAGUAUCACACCAACUACAAACGUGGACGAGGACGGAGGGCCAAAUUCGCCUAUCCGAGGACGACGGUCCAUCUGCUACCGAGUUCUUGGUUGAUGGAGACGACGAAGAUCUCGGGAUAAUAGAUGAUGGUGUGGUCCUGGGUCAGCGAGACGAAGAACGACUAAGAACUGAGGGGAUUGUCACCCUACCUUCUGUCCAGCCUGGCUCCCCCUCGUAAAACGCACGUCACCACUUUGUUCUACCUUGGGGACGAUAAUGCAUAUUAUCUAUUUUGACACUGGAUUAGCUGGCCUUUUCUAAAGUCUGUCAGUAUUCCAUAUUUCCGAGACAGCUAGUGGACCUUGCUUUUACUAUUGGCUUAUGCGAUAGCCUUCAUCAUGUGUCGAAAUUUCCCGUAUCUGACGUGCAGUGGUCG